AUGGAGAGCCUAUCUGAAACAACAUGGGACAUUCUUAUAUGCGGAACAGGCUUACAGAAUUCUCUACUAGCUCUAGCGUUAUCUCGAUCCAAGAAAAAGAUACUUCAUGUAGAUUCUAAAAAAUACUAUGGAAACAACGAAGCAGCCUUUUCACUGCAGGAACUCGAUGAUUGGGUUACAGAAGCGCAAAAAUGUUCGAGUAAAAGUAUUUUUAAAAAUGUGAAGAUAUCAAAAAAAGUCAUCUCGGAAUCUUUAAAGCUCCAAUCUUCCAGAUCUUAUUCUCUGUCACUUUCACCGCAAAUAAUAUAUACGAAGUCGUCUUUGCUCGAGUAUUUAAUAUCAUCCAAGGCCUACCGUCAUAUAGAGUUCCAAGCUGUGGGGAAUUGGUGGAUAUGUGACCAAGAGAACUGCUCAAAAAUGAGGAAGAUACCUACGGGACGCGAAGAUAUAUUCCGCGACAAGUCUAUCGAUAAUCGUGGGAAACGAAACUUAAUGAGAUUUCUCAAGUCCAUGCUCAACGAUGAAGAGCUUUCACAACAUUGUCAGGAAUUCGGACAGCAGACAUUGGAUGAGUAUCUCGAUAACAGAUUUGAAUUACCUCUAUAUUUACGUCAGGUAAUCGCGGCAAUUACUUUAACACUAAAUCCGAUUCAUAAAACCUCAGUAGAAUGGGCUAUACCAAGAAUUUCACGAUACUUGAAGUCUUUUGGGGCAUUCGGUCCAGGUUUCAACGCAGUUGUUCCUAAAUGGGGUGGCUGCGCAGAAAUUGCUCAAGUAGCUUGUCGAGCCUGUGCGGUUGGUGGAGGAGUCUACAUGUUGGAUACGACUAUUCAAUCAAUCAAUCCUCCCGAGGAAGACAGAGAUGGUCUAAAGGAGAUUUUGCUCAGCAACGGAUCUGCUAUAAGCGUCAAGAAUGUUGUCACAAACACAGACCAAUUUUCUGAAGCCAAAAUGACAGUAUCAAAAAUUGUUGCUGUCGUUCCAUCUUCUUUAGAUUCUCUAUUCAAUACAUCUAUUGACAUUGCACCUGUACCAGCUGUUUGUCUUGUUGUCUUUCCGCCUGAAAGUAUCGAAACUCAAGGUAUAACUAAUAGCUUGCCGAUAUACAUAACCAUACACUCCAGUGGAACAGGAGAAUGUCCUACAGAUCAAUGUGUACUAUACGGAACUACCAUUGCAUCAGAAAAUAGCAAGGCUCUCCUCGAAUCAUCUGUCUCUAAUAUUUUGAAAACUGUACAGGGUAAUAGACUGGAGAGUCUCCUCAGCUUAUCUUAUGAUCAGGAAUCGAGGAUAACUUCCCAUACCAAAAACCCUGAAUGUGUAGUGACCGAACCUUUUGUUGAUCCCGCAUUUGACGACAAUAUACUUAGAUCGGUCGAGAGAGAGUGGAAAUUUUUGACACAAGAAGACGAAAUUCCCGGAACAUUUAUGAACUUUGAAGAACUUCCGAAUUGA
Messenger RNA from Blumeria graminis f. sp. triticale, 1455 nucleotides. NCBI's taxonomy places the organism in Eukaryota, Fungi, Ascomycota, Leotiomycetes, Helotiales, Erysiphaceae. The record is from the annotation of a GenBank genome assembly.